Messenger RNA from Paramisgurnus dabryanus, 5428 nucleotides. RefSeq names its product smoothened, frizzled class receptor (gene smo). Gene Ontology annotation, cellular component: dendrite; plasma membrane; cilium. The record is from RefSeq and is a predicted model, not a curated record. NCBI's taxonomy places the organism in Eukaryota, Metazoa, Chordata, Actinopteri, Cypriniformes, Cobitidae. Gene Ontology annotation, molecular function: transmembrane signaling receptor activity; patched binding. Gene Ontology annotation, biological process: smoothened signaling pathway; central nervous system development; pattern specification process.
UUCUUGUGUGAGUCAAGACGUCUAUAACACGACUGAAUUUCAGGUCAGUUGCGUCUGAUGCGCAGAUGAGUUUUGACAACAUUUCUCUCACUUCGCUUCGGCUUUAAACUGGCGGGACGGGGGCGCGCUUGAGGGGAAGGAGCGCGCAGUCCCGGGAUCAUGUUACAAUCCCAGACUUUUCAAGGGAAGUUUUUUUCUCUCCACCAGAAAAGUGGGGGAUGGUUAACGAUGGUGGAUUUCUUCAAACUUUUCAUGAGUAGAAAAACGCAACGGUAAAUAGUUUCAUAAAAACUGAUACAAACGUAGCCUGUGCGCGUUUUAUGGACAAUGAUGAGCUUUUUAGUAACACGCGGGCAAGAAAGAAAACAUAAGAAACUUUGGAACAGGCAUUUCUUUUAACGAAAAAAAAAAUGUCCGAUCAGGAAUCUAGGGAAUCUUCGCACUUAGGCAACUUUGCAUGUAUUUGAAAGCGUUGUGCGCGUAACGCGCGGCUGGAGAAAGUUUAUUUAAAACCGUUUGAUGAAACAUUGUUACAUUGUCGCGUCUCCAAGAUGUCCUCCAAACGCCUGUGCUCCAUUGUUGGAGGCUUUUGGAUGCUUUGGACCUCAAUGGCCGCCCAGGCCGUCAUCUUACACCCAAACGAAACGAUAUUCAACGACUUUUGUAAGAAAACGACAACUUGCGAAGUGCUGAAAUACAAUACGUGCCUGGGUUCUCCUUUGCCUUAUACUCACACUUCUCUGAUUCUGGCUGAAGACUCAGAAACUCAGGAGGAAGCCUUUGAGAAAUUGGCCAUGUGGUCUGGGCUGAGAAAUGCUCCUCGCUGCUGGGCUGUGAUUCAGCCAUUGCUGUGUGCCGUUUACAUGCCGAAGUGUGAAAACGGAAAGGUGGAAUUGCCCAGCCAACACCUGUGCCAGGCUACACGCACUCCUUGCAGCAUCGUUGAGCAGGAACGAGGCUGGCCUAACUUUCUCAAGUGUGAAAACAACGACAAAUUUCCUAAAGGUUGCCAGAAUGAGGUUCAGAAGAUCAAGUUCAAUACGUCAGGACAGUGUGAGGCUCCUUUGGUUAAAACUGAAAUCCAAGCCAGCUGGUACAAGGAUGUGGAGGGUUGUGGGAUUCAGUGUAACAAUCCCCUGUUUACAGAGGAUGAGCACUCGGACAUGCACAGCUACAUCGCCAUGUUUGGCUCCAUCACUCUUCUGUGCACUUUCUUUACUCUGGCCACGUUUCUUGCCGACUGGAAGAAUUCCAACCGUUACCCUGCUGUCAUCCUCUUUUACGUCAAUGCUUGUUUUUUUAUCGGAAGCAUUGGAUGGCUCGCUCAGUUCAUGGACGGAGCUCGCAAAGAGAUUGUGUGCAAAAGUGACGACACCAUGCGGCUUGGAGAGCCAUCGUCCACCGAGACGUUAUCAUGUGUGAUUAUAUUCGUCAUCGUGUAUUAUUCUCUCAUGUCCGGGGUCAUCUGGUUUGUUAUGCUCACCUACGCCUGGCACACAUCUUUCAAAGCCCUUGGCACCACCCACCAGCCCUUAUCUGGAAGAACUUCCUAUUUCCACCUUGUCACUUGGUCUAUUCCUUUCAUACUGACUGUAGCCAUUCUGGCCAUUGCAGAGGUGGACGGAGAUUCGGUUAGUGGUAUUUGCUUUGUCGGCUAUAAGAACUAUAGAUACCGCGCUGGGUUCGUUCUGGCUCCCAUUGGUGUGGUACUCGUUGUUGGUGGCUAUUUCUUAAUACGGGGGGUUAUGACGUUGUUCUCUAUUAAGAGUAACCAUCCAGGGCUACUGAGUGAAAAAGCUGCUAGUAAAAUCAAUGAGACUAUGCUGAGACUUGGUAUAUUUGGAUUCUUGGCCUUUGGUUUUGUUUUAAUCACGUUCGGCUGCCAUUUCUAUGACUUCUUCAACCAGGCUGAGUGGGAAAAAAGCUUCAGGGAAUAUGUACUAUGUGAAGCAAACGUCACCAUAGCUCAUCAGACGAACAAGCCCAUCCCAGAGUGUGCCAUCAAGAACAGGCCAAGCUUGCUGGUAGAGAAGAUCAACCUCUUCUCAAUGUUCGGCACAGGCAUCGCCAUGAGCACGUGGGUUUGGACGAAAGCCACCAUCCUUAUCUGGAAACGUACCUGGUGCAGAAUCAUUGGACGUAGUGAUGAUGAGCCCAAACGCAUCAAGAAGAGCAAAAUGAUCGCCAAAGCGUUCUCAAAGCGAAAAGAACUGCAGAAGGAUCCAGAAAAAGAGCUGUCCUUCAGCAUGCACACCGUCUCUCAUGAGGGACCUGUGGCUGGUAUCAACUUUGACCUCAAUGAGCCGUCAAUAGAAAUGUCUUCUGCAUGGGCCCAACAUGUGACAAAGAUAGUGGCUAGAAGAGGUGCAAUCUUACCACAGGACAUCUCGGUGACGCCCACCGGUACACCUGUUCCGCCUCCCGAGGAGAGAAACAAACUGUGGCUGGUCGAAGCAGAAAUUUCUCCCGAAAUGAUUAAAAGAAAGAAGAAAAAGAAAAAGCGUAGAAAGGAGGAACGACCAGUGGGUCCUGCAGAGGACGAAAGGAACCCUACCUACCACAGACGAGAAUUUGGUAACAGCGCUGUACCGCGUCUUCCAAAGUUGCCAGGUCACCGCAGCCUGGUGGCAAACCUGUGGGAGCAACAGCAGCGACGACAGCACGAAGAACAAGAUGUGCUUCCAGGGGCCUUCCCAGAAUACCGACCUUCCUGUCCUAUUCCCUACCAGGAGAGAUACGGUGGACUAGGAUACCAUUCCUCCAACCUAUGCAACAAACCCUCCAGCCUUCCUAUUGCCAAUCCCUUGACACUUAGAAAUAGCAUGCAAGAUGACUCGGAUCGCUUCCAGCAAUCAUCAUGGCAACCUAAGGGUUUUUUCCGCCACACUGGGCCGGAGACUUCUGUGAUGAAUAUUGGCAGGACUGCUGUCGUGCCACGUGGAGAGGGCAGGCGGACCGUUCCAAUACACUCAAGAACCAAUCUUAUGGAGGCUGAGCUAAUGGAUGCAGAUUCAGAUUUUUAAAUGCUUCGAGAUGUUAGUACUCAUAAAGGUGCUGGAUGCUAGGAUUUACAUGCCAAACAAUAACGUACGUGGAGCAGAUUGGGGUAUAGCCUAAAUUUUCGAAAGGAUAUACUAUUAAACGCAGACAAUAGACUACAAUCAACUAUGAUUUGGAUUUAACAGUGGGCUUUUGUACAAUUUCAUGUGUGCAAAUUCACAGUUUUGUUUGCUAUCUGGGCUUUUAUGGCAGGUGUGCCAUGGGGCUUCAAUGCAAGAAUGCCUCGCAAUUUAUUGAUCUUGGGUUAAAGAGGAAUAAUUUCUGCUCCUAAACAUAUAGUCCCACCCCAAACUCACGCCAUUGGUUGAGCCAGUGUUGCUGUUUUUUUUUUUUCUGUUAAGGACGCUUGGUUUUACGAAAAACAGGAGCUUUCUUAUCAUUCGUUUUGCUCAAUGAAGACGGACUACAGUAGGAGCCAACAGAAAAGAAGCAGUCCACAUGCUUAAAGGCGGGGUGCAUGACUUUUGAAAAACACUUUGGAGUCGGGCCGACUACCAAAACACACUUGUAGCCAAUCAGCAGUGAGGGGCAUGUCUACUAACUGACAUCAUUGCCUGGGUUGCGUAUGUGUGGGGCGGGUCUAUCAAAGAAGGUCCAGAUUCUAUUAGGAUGGGGCGUGUUUGUUUAGGUGAUUUCAAAUGCAAACAUUGGCUUUCAGAGAUCAUGCACCCCGCCUUUAAAGCCAGAGAAUGGUCAAUUUUUAAGUAUGACACAAUUUUCAUCAUCAGAAGAGUGGACGCGUACUGUGCGUACACCACCAGAUUUUUUUAACCCUGCGUACAUUGCAUUGGUCGCACAUCAUGCGUGUACAGGGGAAUGCAUUAUGUAGUCCAGGAGAUUCAUUGUAUUUUGUCUGCGUACACAUCCGAGUCAAAUAAACGAUGCUUUGAAAGGCUGUUUGUUUGACCGUUCGUGUACGUUCAUGACUUUGCGUACGCGUAAUAAACAGACUAUACUCCGAGGUUUACUGUACCUGUUUUAAAAGCUGCCACAGCUUUCCAGACCGAAAGAAAGGGAACUGACAAAUGUGGUACUUUGUUAGGGGAAAAGAGUUUAUUAAAAGUUAUUAUUUGUUAUAUUGCCUGGUGCAAUCACGAACAAGUCCACCUCUUUCAUUCAAAGAGUAAGAGAAAACACAGGGCAUUGUUUUUAGUCAAAAUAUGAUAUGAGUUGAUUGUAUGGUAGCUAAAAAUGCCAGCGGUUACUUGAGAUUACAUUUACAUUUAUUACUGUACAGCGCUCUUAAAAUACUAUUUUUGUACUUUGUUUUUCCACAAUUUUUUAUAUUAUGUCACAUUGUAAAUACUUAUUUUAGUAACUCACUCCCUUUGGAGUGAUUUCAGAAAAGUUUUGGAAAAGUUACGUAUUUGGAAUGGAAUGGAACCCUUACAAUGGUUAAUAUAGUUAAUACCCCCAAAAACACACAAUGCAAGUUGGUUAUUAAGUUAAUUGAACCGACUAUUUUAAGUGUUUGACUCGUAUGAAGUUGAAAUAACUUAUAAACCAGUUGUAAUUAUUUAACUUAAUUUGUUAAGUUGAAGUAAAACAAAAGCUUAUGUUGAUAUGAGUUUAUUUUUUUACAGUGUAGUUACUACAAAAUGAUCAUGGUUCUGCUAAAAAAAAAAAACUGGUAAAAACAUAGUUUUGUCAAUGGUAAAUAAUACCCCCCCACCAAAAAAAGACAUUUAAUAAAAAAAAAAUAUUUUACUUUGUGUGCAGUUGGUUUGAGGUGAAGUUCAUUGACACUUUUAUUAUUUUUAUUUUAAAAACUUUGCUUUGAUCUGUGUUAGUAUCAAUGGCAGUAUUAACAAAACUGCAGCUGUGCCGCAUUUUAUCGACAAACUGAAGCUUUCCUUCAAGAAUGUAUUUAAUGAAAAUGUUUGUGCUAUUUGCGAUAAUUCAUCCAAUCACUGUUGCUUUUGUUUACUUAUAAUAGUGAGUUUGCUUUAUCAAGAGCUACAAGUACAAACACAAGUCAUUUUACAUUACAUUACAUUACAUACUCUCUUGUGUCAGUAUUUUUGCGUGUUUGUGUAGAUCUUCCUCUGUGGGUCUCAUUUCAAUGUAUAUAUUGUAGUUCGGACACACAAUGAAAUAAUAUUUUUAUGCACCAUGUACCCUUGAAGCUUUGCCACCUAAAAUGAGUUUUAUCAUGUUUUCAAUUUCAUGUCACCAUGAGAAUAUUUUUUUUUUGUGUAUAAAAACACAGUUCAUCUCCACACCACAUAAGGCGAUGUUUAUUUUAAAACGGUAUUAAGAUCUAAGGUAUAGAGACAAGUCUUAACGUUUGAUCAAUAUAGCUGUCAGUGUUUUUAAAAAAGUGGUCAUAUUUUGUAAGUAGUUUAUACAAAUAAACACAAAAAUUAUU